This is a messenger RNA of Iphiclides podalirius (scarce swallowtail), 1488 nucleotides long. NCBI's taxonomy places the organism in Eukaryota, Metazoa, Arthropoda, Insecta, Lepidoptera, Papilionidae. The record is from the annotation of a GenBank genome assembly.
AUGAGCCGGCGAAAGCGAACAAAGGUUGAAAAUCGUGAUUUGGAUGAGAAAGUAAAGAUUCAAGAAGAUUCAGAAUCCGAUCAGUCUGAAAAAAUUAAAAUGACUCCAACAAGUCCUACAUUGUUUGGUGCCCGGCGCGAGUCUUCGACUACCAGGGCAUUAGAAAAUAAGGAACCUAAGAAAGAGGAGAAACCUGUAAUUUUAGAAGAAAUAAAGAGUGAUGAUAUUGAAGAAAUUAAUUAUAAAGAAAUGCUGAAUAGUUUAGAGGGUGCAGCAUUUCAGUCCAGACUUCCAUUUGACAAAAUGUCAUCAUUGGAAGCAGAGUGUUUCUCCGAUCUACAGGGCCCAUCAAGCAUUGCUUUUGUGCAGAUAAGAAAUCGCAUUCUAAAACUGUGGUUUGAAGAUCCUAAAAAACAGUUAACUCAAGAAGCUUGUGUGCAAAAAAUGGAGCCACCAUACAAUGGCGACCCAGCAUUGAUAAUGAGAGCUCAUGCAUUUUUGGAGCGGCAUGGUUUUAUAAACUAUGGCAUCUAUGAACGGUUAACCCCAAUUCCUAGUCCUCCUAAAGGGAAACAGAGGCCGAAAGUCAUCAUCAUCGGAGCAGGCGUAUCAGGUUUAGCUGCUGCGCGUCAACUGCAAUCGUUUGGCUGCGAUGUUGUCAUAUUGGAAGGGAGAGAUCGGGUGGGGGGUAGGGUGGUUACUUACAGAAAAGGACCUUAUGUUGCUGAUUUAGGAGCAAUGGUGGUGACCGGCCUAGGUGGUAACCCGGUCACGACCUUGUCCGUCCAGAUGAACAUGGAACUGCACAAAAUCAAACAAAAGUGUCCGCUCUACGAGGCCACCGGCAACCAAGUACCGAAACAUAAGGACGAAAUGGUGGAGCGGGAAUUCAACCGGCUCUUAGACGCAACAUCGUAUCUGUCGCAUCAAGUGGACUUCAACUAUUACAACGACACGCCCGUCUCGCUGGGCCAAGCCCUCGAGUGGGUGAUCAAAUUGCAACAGAAAAACGUAAAACACAAACAGAUACAACAUUUGAAAGCCGUGAUAACCCUACAGGAAAAACUAAAAGCGAAUAUAAAUAAGAUGACGGACGUGCAAGAGCUGUUGAAGUCUAUGAAGGCAGAGAAGGACAGCCUCUUGUCGGGGAAAGAGAAAGGCUUGCAAGGAGAGGGCGGCGACGCGGGCGUCCUCUACGAGUUCAACCUCCGCCGGCUCAACAGGGAAAUGAAUUUGCUCUGCAACGAAUACGAGGCGCUCGUUUCUCAAAACAACACCAUCGAGGACAAGCUCACUCAGCUCGAGUCCAAUCCGCCGAGCUCGGUGUAUCUGUCGGUGCGCGACCGUCAAAUCCUGGACUGGCACUUCGCCAACCUGGAGUUCGCCAACGCCACCCCGCUGGGCAACCUGUCGCUCAAGCAUUGGGACCAGGACGACGACUUCGAGUUCACCGGCAACCACCUGACAGGUGAGAUCUUCGCUCUUGAC